Messenger RNA from Pseudophryne corroboree (corroboree frog), 1310 nucleotides. RefSeq names its product short-chain dehydrogenase/reductase family 9C member 7-like. NCBI's taxonomy places the organism in Eukaryota, Metazoa, Chordata, Amphibia, Anura, Myobatrachidae. The record is from RefSeq and is a predicted model, not a curated record. Bases 203 to 1153 code for a protein of 316 amino acids. Gene Ontology annotation, cellular component: intracellular membrane-bounded organelle. Gene Ontology annotation, molecular function: all-trans-retinol dehydrogenase (NAD+) activity. The transcript has 5 exons. Gene Ontology annotation, biological process: retinol metabolic process; steroid metabolic process.
UCCUUUCCUAGGAGAGCUACACAGACAGGUCUGUCACAAUACUGAUUUGCUCUUCUCCUUUUCUUGCUUAAUGUUACCCUGUGUGACUUUAGGAGAUCACUUUUUCUCUUACUACACUGACUGUGAACUUUGGACUGUGCUGCACAAAAUUCAACUUACUAAAUAUCUUCAGGCAUAGAGGAAAGAAUCUGAAUUCUUCAUCAUGUGGCUCGCUGUGCUGGUGGUGUUGGUCCUCAUCCUCCUGUACAGAUGGUACAGACAGAGUCAGAUACUGGAGAAUCUCACAGAUAAAUAUGUCUUCAUCACCGGAUGUGACACUGGAUUUGGGAACCUGUUGGCGAAGCAGCUGGACAGACGUGGAAUGAGGGUUCUGGCUGCUUGUUUGUCUGAUAAAGGAGCUGAGAACCUGAAGAAGGAGACCUCCAGCAGGCUGCAGACUGUAAUACUGGAUGUUACUGACAGCAAAAGUGUGAGCUCUGCUGCCAAGUGGGUAUCAAGUGCUGUUGGAAAUACAGGGCUCUGGGGCUUGGUGAAUAAUGCUGGGUUUGGAUUGGCCUUUGGUCCUAAUGAGUGGCAAACAAUUGAAGAUUUUUCCAAAGUUCUGAACGUGAAUUUGCUCGGUGUGAUCAACGUGACGCUGCACCUGCUGCAUCUUGUCCGAAAGGCCCGAGGACGCAUUGUUAAUGUAUCCAGUGCUGGGGGAAGACUGUCUGUUCUGGGAGGAGGCUAUUGCAUAUCUAAGUUUGGUGUGGAGGCCUUCUCAGACAGCCUAAGAAGGGAAAUGCGUGAUUUUGGAGUAAAAGUCUCAAUCAUUGAACCAAGUGGUUUUCGAACAAUGAUAUUAUCGUCUGAAGUCCAAGUAAAUUACCUGAGGCGUCUGUGGGAAAAUCUCCCUACAGCAGUGAAGGAGAGCUAUGGUGACCACUACUAUGAGCAAUGUACUAAGGUAUGUGAAAAUCUAUUUAAAAAUGCCGACCCAAGAAUUCAUAUGGUCCCAGACUGCAUGGAACAUGCUGUGACUGCUGUCUACCCUUGGACAAGAUACUCUCCUGGCUUGGACUGCAAGCUCUUCUACCUCCCUCUGUCCUACCUCCCUACUGUCAUAUCUGACUACGUUCUGUGUCGCUUAGCACCCAAACCAGCUUGUAACUGACAACAAAAUAAAGCAGUGUGAGAUGGUUCCUUAUGUCUAAAUAGCAUUUGUGUCACCAACAAAAAAGUUUCUAAUUUUAGAAAUAAUCCAUCCAACAAUGUAUACAAUAAAUUUCUUAUACAAUGCUGACUUAUUUUCCACAAAUAAAUAUGAAUUA